AUGAACCCUGCAAUCCUCUUGCCCUACCGCGACGCCUCCACCUUUGUUCCUCGCAUCGACCAAGCUCCUCGUCUCAUGCAGCGACAGCUACCAACUGCUGCCAACGCCGCCGUGGAAACAUACAUGAUGGAAAAGCCAACGGCCAGCAAGGACUCCUCCUGUGCCACUCCUCCGUCUCCCUCCUGCGUGGCGCAACAAAUGGUGUGUGAAGAGCCCCUGUUGACUCUCUUUGCAACCCGCGACGCGGCCGCCGUGGUCCUGCAACGAAUGGUGCGUGGGACACUGGCCCGUUGGAACGUGCGAGUGCUUCAACUCCAGCACAAACUGGCGGCCAUUCAAGCUCUCAAGGAGAAGCAAUUGCGCAAACUGCGUCAACGCACCGAGCAAACCAAGCGCGCCGUGAAAGCGCAACACGAAUACGUCGAAGAGCAUCGCGUAGUACGACGACGACUGCGACGGGCCAAAGUGCUGCGCACCAAGUUUGCCGAAGAAAAGGUCUUGCUACUGGAAGCCAAUGCACAGCUCCGAUCGCAAUGCCAACAGCUCGCCCAGAGCAACGACGAGUGUGCCCGAAUCCUUUCGACGUAUAUUCAAAAUAUGGAACUGGCACAGCAGAACUUGACCUGCCUCAAGGUCAAUCGCCUGCAUCUAUUGGAUACCUGUGACACGUACCGGACGAUUGUCGCUGUCUUUCAGCGUGUAGUGGGGACAGAUGAAGAACGGGAACCAAUUGCCGUUGCCGUUGAGUAA
Molecule: messenger RNA, 750 nt
Organism: Seminavis robusta
Lineage: Eukaryota; Bacillariophyta; Bacillariophyceae; Naviculales; Naviculaceae
Source: the annotation of a GenBank genome assembly